ACUCUCUUUAGCAAUAAACUCUCAUACAACAAAAACCAACUAAUUAACAAAGCAGUCCUCUUGGCGCCUCCUUUUUCAUUUUCUCACUAUAUAUACUUACAUUUGUCCCUCUCCUCACUUUGGACAUCCAACACCAAACUUGUUUUUUAACAAACACCUUCUCAAACUCUUUCUUUCUCUCUUAUUCUCUUAUUCCCUCCACUAAUAAUCUCCAAAUUAAUUAAAUAACAACUAGAACAAAUCAUCCUAAGAAAAUCACUUAUGCCCUUCAAUUGCAUAGCACCAAAGCCGGAGAAUAACGGCUGUAAUAACAAUAAUACAACCCUCCAAGAUCUUCCCACGAUGUUGGAACCCGUUUUCCCCAUCGCUUUAAAGUUUGAGGAAGUGAUGUACAAGGUAAAGUUGCAAGGUCAAAAAUGCAAGGAAAAGACCAUCCUUAAUGGUGUCAGUGGCGUGGUAUGUCCGGGAGAGAUCCUAGCCAUGCUAGGUCCUUCGGGUAGCGGUAAAACCACCCUACUGAGCACCCUCGGCGGAAGGAUUGGUGGCAAGUUACUAAGUGGUAAAAUCACCUACAACGGCCAACCUUUCUCCGGUUCAAUAAAGAGACGUACAGGCUUUGUUGCUCAAGAUGAUGUACUAUACCCUCACCUCACAGUAUUUGAGACCUUAUUGUUUACAGCCCUAUUAAGGCUACCAAGCGCCCUGGCCCACGAAGUUAAAGUGAGCCAGGUGGAACGCGUGGUAGCAGAGUUGGGCCUGGGUCGGGUGAGAAAUAGUAUGAUUGGAGGCCCAUUAGUAAGGGGUAUCUCAGGAGGAGAAAAAAAGAGGGUUAGCAUAGGUCAGGAGAUGUUGAUUAACCCAAGUCUAAUGUUAUUAGAUGAGCCUACUUCGGGCCUAGAUUCAACCACAGCUUUACGUAUCAUGGUCACCCUUAAGGGUCUGGCUGAGGGGGGACGGACUGUAAUCACCACGAUCCACCAACCAUCUAGUCGCCUAUACCACAUGUUCCACAAGGUGGUACUUCUAUCCGAGGGCAGACCUAUUUAUUACGGGUCUGCCUCCUCCGCUCUAGAAUAUUUCAAUUCGGUCGGAUUUUCAACAUCCUUGACAAUUAACCCUGCCGAUCUUCUCCUAGACCUCGCUAGUGGUAUUGGGCCGGAGUCCAAGCAUGCAAUGGAGACAGGUGAAAAUAUGGAGCAAGAAAAGAAACAAGUGAGAGAAGCUCUAAUUUCUGCUUAUGAAAAGAAUAUAUCAACAAGAUUGAAGACUGAACUUUGUAAUUUGGAAACGGCUAAUUACGGUUGGAAGAAAGAUGCCUCUAACACAACAAGGAAAGACAGAAAAGGAGAACAAUGGUGCACAAGCUGGUGGCACCAAUUCAAAGUAUUGCUACAGAGAGGGAUGAAAGAAAGGAGAUUUGAAGCAUUUAAUAGGCUCAGAAUCUUCCAGGUCUUAAGUGUUGCCACCCUUGGUGGGCUCCUUUGGUGGCACACCCCUGAAUCCCACAUUGAAGAUAGAGUUGCUUUGAUUUUCUUCUUUUCCGUAUUUUGGGGUUUUUACCCUUUAUAUAAUGCGGUUUUCACCUUUCCACAAGAACGAAGAAUGCUAAUCAAGGAACGCACAUCAGGAAUGUACAAGCUCUCCUCAUACUUUCUAGCAAGAACAAUAGGAGACUUACCCUUGGAGCUAGCCCUACCUACCGCCUUUGUCUUCAUAAUAUAUUGGAUGGGUGGACUAAAGCCAAACCCUAUCAUCUUUAUUCUUUCUCUCAUUGUUGUCCUUUACAAUGUUUUGGUUGCUCAAAGCCUAGGCCUUGCAAUAGGUGCAAUACUAAUGGACAUCAAACCGGCAACCACCUUGGCAUCGGUCACAACCCUAGUGUUCCUAAUCGCCGGAGGCUACUAUGUCCAACAAAUCCCUCCUUUCAUUGUGUGGCUUAAGUACUUGAGUUAUAGCUACUAUUGUUACAAGUUACUCCUUGGUGUACAAUACCAAGAAGAUGAUACUUACCCUUGCUUGAAGAUGGGAAAAUGGGAAUGGUGCAAAGUUAUUGAUGUUCCUGCUGUAAAAUCAAUGGGCCUCAAUCAUUUAUGGAUGGAUGUUUGUGUCUUGGGACUAAUGUUGGUGGGCUAUAGAAUAGUUGCUUACUUAGCAUUACAACGAGUACGCAUGAGGUGAACUUUUAUGUAGUGGCAGGAAAGUAUAUAUACGUCUUUUUGAGGGCUUGUCUAUUAUACACCCGAGGAUAUAUGAAUGGAGUAGUGCUUUAUUAACUUAGAAAACUUUAAGGGUUCACUCCAUUUUUCUUUCACUUGAAAAAUAAUUGUAAUUUAGACAAGAAAAUCAUAAUUUUGGCGGUAAGUACUUCUAUAGAAAUGAAAUGGUACUACUUAUGAUCAUGUAUACUAAAGCUAAGUAUUAUGGAGUACUAGAAGCAUUUUUACCUAAACUAGCAA
Messenger RNA from Chenopodium quinoa (quinoa), 2456 nucleotides. RefSeq names its product ABC transporter G family member 14-like. The coding region runs from base 262 to 2178 and encodes 638 amino acids. The transcript has 5 exons. The record is from RefSeq and is a predicted model, not a curated record. Gene Ontology annotation, molecular function: ATP hydrolysis activity; ABC-type transporter activity; ATP binding. Lineage: Eukaryota; Viridiplantae; Streptophyta; Magnoliopsida; Caryophyllales; Amaranthaceae. Gene Ontology annotation, cellular component: membrane.